Messenger RNA from Vicia villosa (hairy vetch), 600 nucleotides. RefSeq lists its product as uncharacterized. NCBI's taxonomy places the organism in Eukaryota, Viridiplantae, Streptophyta, Magnoliopsida, Fabales, Fabaceae. The coding region runs from base 1 to 600 and encodes 199 amino acids. The transcript has a single exon. The record is from RefSeq and is a predicted model, not a curated record.
AUGGAUACUAGAGAAGAACUGCAGCAACAUCAACAACUGUGGGACAGAAUGCUGAGCCAGAAUAGAUUCAAGAUGAAUCUGAUGUAUGCAGCCAUGAAUGAUAAUGAGAAUUUGGUGGAUUGGAGGAGUAUUUUCCAUAAAAAUUUGGCUAGACCCAGGGCAAAUUUUAUUACUUGGAUGUUGUGUCAUGAGAAACUUGCGACUAAGGAUAGGCUCAUGAGAUUCAAUAUGAUUACGGAUAGUGUUUGCAGUAUAUGUAAGACAACUGAUGAAACUGUUGCCCAUCUAAUUUUUGAGUGCAGGGAGAAUAAGGAGGUGUGGUGCCAAGUUUUGCAGUGGAUUGACAAGGAUCAUCGACCACUUCCUUGGGCUGAGGAAUUGAAAUGGGUGACAAAGGAAGUAAAUAAGAAAGGCUGGAAAGCUUGCCUUUUGAGAAUGGCUUUUUUCGAAACUGUAUAUGGUAUCUGGCAUAGAAGAAAUAGUAUAGUUUUUGCCAAUAGUAUAAACACAAAUAUAGUGAAAAGCAUCAUAGACAAUAUUGUUUAUAGAAGUUGGCUUUAUAGGAAGCUUAGAAAUCAUGUUGCUCUUUUGAUGAUGUAA